GAAUUGGACAGCUGUACAUGAUAAGCAAGCAUAGCCAUGAGCAGAGUGACCGAGGUGAAGGUGUGGAAGUGGUGCAGAAUGAACCCUAUGAAGAUCCAAACCAUGGCAAUGGUCAGCUAACAGAGAAACGGGUCUAUCUCAACAGCAAAUUGCCUAGCUGGGCUAGAGCAGUUGUUCCCAAAAUAUUUUAUGUUACAGAGAAGGCUUGGAAUUAUUAUCCUUAUACAAUCACAGAAUACACAUGUUCAUUUUUGCCUAAAUUCUCCAUUCAUAUAGAGACAAAAUACGAGGACAACAAAGGAAGCAAUGACAGUAUUUUUGACAAAGAAGCUAAAGAUCUGGAGCGAGAAGUCUGCUUUAUUGAUAUUGCCAGCGAUGAACUUCCUGAGCGCUAUUAUAAGGAAUCAGAGGAUCCUAAAUAUUUCAAGUCACAGAAGACUGGGAGAGGCCAAUUAAAAGAAGGCUGGAGAGAGACCCAUCAGCCAAUUAUGUGUUCCUACAAACUUGUGACUGUGAAAUUUGAAGUCUGGGGACUUCAAACCAGAGUAGAGCAAUUUGUACACAAGGUGGUCAGAGAUAUACUAUUGAUCGGUCACCGGCAGGCUUUUGCCUGGGUUGAUGAGUGGUAUGAUAUGACUAUGGAUGAUGUUCGAGAAUACGAGAAAAAUAUGCAUGAAAAAACCAACAUUAAAGUUUGCAAUCAACAUUCAUCUACUGUGGAUGAAAUAGAGAGCCAUGCCAAAGCAAGAACAUGACAAUGGAUGAAGUCCGAGAGUUUGAACGAGCAACUCAGGAAGCUACCAACAAGAAGAUUGGGAUUUUCCCACCUGCAAUAUCUAUCUCUAACAUUUCCAUGCCUUCUUCAACCCGCAGUGCUCCAUCUAGUGCUCCAUCAACUCCUCUCUCCACAGAUGCUCCUGAAUUCCUAACAGUUCCCAAAGAUCGGCCUCGGAAAAAGUCUGCUCCAGAAACUCUCACUCUUCCAGAUCCAGUGAAAAAAAACCUUUAAAUUAACCCAGCAUGUUUCCUCCUGAUAAGCCAUGUCUACCACAGCAAGAGUGACACAACUCAAUUUCUACAAAGGUCAUGGUGGUUUGUUGGUUUGUUUUUUGCUUAAAAUAAUGUUACUGGUGUGGAAAGAUUACUUCUUUCCUCAGACUUGAUCCUUAAAACCUUC
Cariama cristata (Red-legged seriema) is the source of this 1177-nucleotide messenger RNA. It is a transcript of the gene PITPNC1, whose product is annotated as phosphatidylinositol transfer protein, cytoplasmic 1. Bases 18 to 755 code for a protein of 245 amino acids. Gene Ontology annotation, cellular component: cytoplasm. Gene Ontology annotation, molecular function: phosphatidylinositol transfer activity; phosphatidylinositol binding. NCBI's taxonomy places the organism in Eukaryota, Metazoa, Chordata, Aves, Cariamiformes, Cariamidae. The transcript has 9 exons. The record is from RefSeq and is a predicted model, not a curated record. Gene Ontology annotation, biological process: phospholipid transport.